CUGCUGGACAGCUACGCCAACCUAGAGAGAGUCGCCGAGUACUGCGAGAGCAACUACGUACAGUCUCCAGAUAAACACAGAGCUCUAGAAGAAACCAAAAGCUACACCACUCAGUCUUUGGCCAGCGUAGCGUAUCUGAUCAACACUCUCGCCAACAAUGUGCUUCAGAUGCUGGAUAUACAGGCGUCUCAGCUACGCCGCAUGGAGUCGUCCAUCAACCACAUCUCACAGACGGUGGACAUCCAUAAAGAGAAGGUGGCCAGGCGAGAAAUUGGCAUCCUCACCACCAAUAAGAACACUUCCCGCACACAUAAGAUCAUUGCACCAGCCAAUCCUGAGAGGCCUGUACGCUACAUCCGCAAGCCCAUUGACUUCAGUCUGCUGGAUGACGUAGGCCAUGGCGUAAAGUGGUUACUAAGGUUUAAGGUCAACGCCCAGAAUAUGAAAGCGGGUACAACUCCACGCACAGCCGCCCCGACCCAGAAACCACCCAGCCCUCCCGGCCCGGGCAAAGGAACCCUGGGGCGGCACUCCCCUUACCGGACGCUCGAGCCUGUGCGUCCACCCGUCGUCCCUAACGACUAUGUGCCGAGUCCAACACGAAACACCGCACCACCCCUGCAGAGCCCGGCUAGAACUGCAUCCGUUAAUCAGAGGACCCGCACGUACAGCAGUGGCAGCAGCGGCGGCAGUCAUCCCAGCAGUCGCAGUAGCAGCAGAGAGAACAGUGGGAGUGGAAGCGUGGGCGUGCCCAUCGCCGUGCCAACCCCUGCCCCUCCCACCGCCUUUCCCGGCAACGGUCCUCACUUUUACAGUAUGAACCGGCCAAUGACACGGCACACCACGCCCUCAGUGGGAGGUUCCCUGCCCUUUCGCCGGCCGUCAUCAGUUACUGGACAGCCCAACAACAUGCCUCAGAAUUCAAAUCCAAACAUGAUCCAAAACCAGCUCAAUGGAGGGCCACACUACAACCAAAACCAAGCCCCUAUGGCCCCUCCACCCCCCUCUAUUCUCCAGAUCACCCCCCAGCUACCGCUCAUGGGCUUUGUGGCUCGGGUUCAGGAGACCAUCUCAGACGCUCCUCCACCGCCGCCUCCUGCGGAAGAGGUGGAGUUUGAGGAAGCAACCCCGCCCCCGCCUCCUCCAGAGGACUAUGAGGAUGAGGAGGGUGAGGAUGAGGAAGAGUCAGCGGUGGUGGAGUACAGUGACCCCUACGCUGAAGAAGACCCACCAUGGGCCCCUCGAAAUUAUAUGGAGAAAGUGGUGGCUAUUUACGACUACACGUGCGACAAAGAAGACGAGCUGUCCUUCCAGGAGGGGGCGAUCAUUUACGUCAUCAAGAAGAACGACGACGGCUGGUUCGAGGGCGUGAUGAGCGGCACCACGGGCCUCUUCCCCGGGAACUACGUGGAGUCCAUCAUGCAUUACGCUGACUGAGCCAGCGGGUGGCGCUACUGCUCCUCUGUCCAUCAUCUUCCUCAUUCUUUUGUGCGCACAUACACACACACACACACACAAACACAAAUGAAUUCAGCUGCACUACGUCAUGCACAAGCUUGUUGCAGACAGACUGAGAACUUGCGGUGGCGACGAUUUUAACGGGAAAAAACUGUUCGAAUGUGUAAGAUAUAUACAUUAGGAACAUUUAUUCAUCUCUUAAUUUCAGCCUCUUAGAAACAUGUUUCAGAAAAGUGUUGGUUUGCUUGACUUGUGUUGAUAGUGAUCGCUUUGCUUUCGCUCCCAUCCGUCUCUACUCUGGAGGAAUGGGUCUGAUUAGCAGGACAGUUGUACUUUCUCGUGGAAGACGGCCAUCUUGGAUGUGCAUGUUCCUUUUACAUCACCUCUUAACCGUGUGCUGUCCACUGACCAGCAACUGACAAAAAAAGCAUUUGCCAAGAUUGACAGAACAGGGAUUUUAUGCAUAUUGUGGUGCCAGGCAAUAGAGAGACACGUAUGGAUUCAGGUGGGCUUCUUUUCUUUCGUUUUUCAUUGCGUUGGGAGUUGGAUUUCUUUUAAACCGUUACAUUUUGAGUACAGUUCAGUUUGAUAUGUUUAGCAGGAGGAUACACCAAAGGAUUUCAGUGGCGUUUGGGACCGACUACAACCUUAAAAUACUUAUUUUUCACCAUUCCUUUACAUUCAUUUCUUUCCAACAAGAUUUUAUUGCUCGAAAUACUUGCAAGUAUGUGUAUUCUUUGUAUGUAUGAUAAAAAGUAAAAAAAAACAAAAAACACUAUUAAAUUGUUCAGGAAGUUUGUGCCAUAAAGAAAUGUUCGUAGAUGGUCAUAUUUUCGGACGUGAGAGGUUGUUUCUUGAAUCUCGGCACCGGAUGUGGUGUUCUUCAGGAAGAACAUGUGUAUUGUGAUCUUUAACCUCCGAUUCAUCCCUUUGACCAACUGUGGACUUAAAGAUACAAGACUAUUCUAUAUGUAUGUUAUAUAUUGAUUUAUAUUAUAGAAAUACUAUUGUGUUGGUGUAUGACUGGUGUAGAGACAAGAGAACCCCAUUUAUCUGCAAUAACAAAGGCACAGUUAGAAAGUCCUCAGUCGGCGAACUAGAGAUUUUUAAAGCACAAGAGAUGCACGUGAUCGUAGGGAGACCUUAUAAAAUGUGAAGAACUGAUUUUUGGAUGAAGAGACACUAAAAAACAGAAACCAGCCCAAGUUUUAAAUAUCCUCGUACCCACAUGCAGAUAAUGUGGAACAAACUGUACUAAUGCACAGAGACUUUUUCUAUCGAGUACUUUGAUGUCUAUAUGUAAGUGUGUGUGAGUGCGUGAAACCGAUCGAUUUCACCGUUUCUGGAUCAUUGGUGACUGACUCGCUUGUCUGUGUGCAAAUCUUUAUUUUCAACGAAUGGUCUGUGGCGAGGCUGUGUGAAUCGAGUCUUGCAUGUUGAUCAUUUCUGUGAUUUUCCUGCUGAUGGAGAAUAAACUGGCUAUAUCUGGUCUACUUGUUCAUGCUUCCUCCAAGGUCAAGGGUCGUAUAAGGUU
Sinocyclocheilus anshuiensis is the source of this 2992-nucleotide messenger RNA. Its product is annotated as abl interactor 2-like. Gene Ontology annotation, biological process: neuron migration. Gene Ontology annotation, molecular function: signaling adaptor activity; SH3 domain binding. Gene Ontology annotation, cellular component: lamellipodium; actin-based cell projection; SCAR complex. The record is from RefSeq and is a predicted model, not a curated record. The annotation marks the transcript as partial. The transcript is spliced from 12 exons. Lineage: Eukaryota; Metazoa; Chordata; Actinopteri; Cypriniformes; Cyprinidae.